This is a messenger RNA of Didymodactylos carnosus, 1759 nucleotides long. Lineage: Eukaryota; Metazoa; Rotifera; Eurotatoria; Philodinida; Philodinidae. The record is from the annotation of a GenBank genome assembly.
UAAGCUGGAAGAAAACUUCGUUCAGCAAUCUAACCAAUAGCGAACGACUGCAUUACGAAACGUAAAAAAAGUAAUAAUAACAAUAAUAAAUAAGCAGAAAUAUGUAGUACAUCAAUGCAAAUAUUCUGUUCUGAGUUAGAUAGAUGUUAAUAACUGAAAAUGCGAUGACGAUGAUGCUCACUUGUUUUCAAACAGUCAUAUUUUUUUCUAACGAAAUGACGAAAGAGGUUUAAUAUGUUUUUGACGUUUUAAAGAGUGAUGCAAUGAAUUGAAAGCAUGAAAAAGGUAUUAAUAUAUAUCUCUGUUGAAGUUUUCAUACAUAUUUUUUAAGAUCAUUUGAACAACUUAAGCAACAACUGUCAAAAAGAUGGUGCUUGACAUCGAUUUAUUUCGCUCUGAAAAAGGUCAUGACCCACAAGUCGUUCGUGAUUCUCAGAAAAAACGUUAUAAAAAAGUUGAACUGGUCGACCAAGUCAUUGGAAAAGAUGGAGAAUGGAGAAAAAUUCGCUUUGAAAUGGAUCAAUGGCUUAAAUUUAAAAACCUGUGUGGUAAAAUUAUUGGUGCUAAAAAAAAGGCCAAAGAAUCGGACGGUACAACGGAUCAGUUAGAUGCUAAUUUUCAUUUGAGUUUAUCAAAGUUAAGUGAAGAAUCUCUGGCACAACUCAACAUUCUACAAUUAAAAAAAGUCAGUUUCAUGAUCGAUGGUGAACUUGAAACAGUAGAAAAACAUUGUAAUAAAGUUGAGCAAGAAAGAAAUGAUACUCUACACGAAAUAGGAAAUAUUGUUCACGAAUCUGUUCCCAUUAGUGAUAAUGAGGAUAACAACGUAACAGAACGUACAUUUGGUGAUGUUGAAACUCGCAAGAAAUAUUCUCAUUUUGAUUUAAUGUACAUGAUUGAUAGUUAUGAUGGCGAACGUGGUGCAAUUGUUGCUGGCUCACGAGGAUAUUUUAUGAAAGGAGCCGCUGUUUUCUUAGAACAGGCCAUUAUUCAGUUGGCAUUGAGAAUUUUGGCAGAAAAAGAUUUCGAAGUAUUAUAUACGCCAUUCUUCAUGAGGAAAGAAAUAAUGCAGGAAGUAGCCCAAUUAAGCCAAUUUGAUGACGAACUAUACAAAGUGGUGUGUAAGAAUGAUAAACCAGAUGAGCCAAGUGACGAAGAAAAAUAUUUGAUUGCAACAUCAGAACAAGCAAUUGCUGCUUAUCAUCGAGAAGAAUGGAUCCCUGUAGAUAAAUUACCACUAAAGUAUGGUGGCAUAUCUACUUGUUUUCGACAAGAAGCCGGUUCACAUGGACGCGAUACACGAGGCAUCUUUCGUGUACAUCAAUUUGAAAAAGUUGAACAGUUUUGUAUCACAUCACCAGAAGAUAAUAAAUCUUGGCUAAUGUUUGAAGAGAUGAUUGCAAAUGCUGAAGAAUUUAAUAAAGCAUUAGGCAUACCAUACCGAAUUGUAAACAUUGUUUCAGGAGAACUGAAUAACGCUGCAGCGAAAAAAUAUGACCUAGAAGCGUGGUUUCCUGGCUCAGGAAAAUUUCGUGAACUUGUUUCUUGUUCAAAUUGUCUUGAUUACCAAUCAAGACGAUUAAAAAUACGUUAUGGUCAAACAAAAAAAUUAAAUGAAGCUACUGGUUACGUUCAUAUGCUCAAUGCAACAAUGUGUGCAACAACUCGAACAAUUUGCGCUAUAUUAGAAAACUAUCAAGUUGAGGAUGGUGUUCUUAUUCCCGAAAUAUUGAAACCAUUAAUGCCAAAAAGUAAGGAA